CAGCGCAUGCGCGGCUCCAAGGUGAUCGUCUGGAGAUAGAAGUUAAUAUUUGGGGAAUUUUGGGGUCAAAUUCUGUGUUUUCUACGCCGCAGAGGAGCUCCAGAGAGCAGGACACACACAAACACACACAGCGAGCUGGACCGGAGGACUGGAGGACAUUUCCUGCGUUAACGCAGGGACGCGAGAGACACCUUUGGACACCUUGACGUCGCCGAGGCAAGCCACCAUGACCAGCGUGCUGUGCAGCAGGACCCGGCUGGUCACUUACCUUCCAGGACUACAUGUGUUGGUGCACCGUGUGACUGGGUCCACCGGGUCCAGAAGCUUCUCCGCCGCCGGGUCAUCGGGUUCUGAUGAGCCCGACGUGGCCGUCGCUCCCUCCGACCUGGGGCUGCGCACGGUGUGGCCCAAUGACAGCAUGGGGCCGUUUGGGCCCCAGGACCAGCGCUUCCAGCUCCCGGGUCACGUGGGCUUCCACAUCCACCUGGAGGGCCUGGACCAGCAGAGGAAGAGCCAGACCCCCGGGCCGGUCCCGGACCUGCUGUCGGCUCCGACCAGCAGCGACAGGCACCAGUUCAUCCUGGCCCAGUUCAUGGGAGAGCUCUCAAUUGAAGACGAGGCCGCCGUCUCAGAGCAGACGUCUUCGUCCCAACACAACCUGCAGUUCGCCGACAGCUGCACCGUGGAGUGUUCCGUCCAGGCGUGUCCCAAGCUGCUGCAGAAAGACUUCAAGUUCAUGUUCCCAGAGGCUCCGCCCUCCAGCAUGAUGGUGGUCACGGUGACCCAGAAGACCUCCAACGACAUGACGGGGUGGAGCGUCGAGGUGGAGCAGGAACGGGAGCAGAUGCUGCACAAGUUUAUCGAGGGUGCCAAAGAGAUCUGCCUGGCUCUGCAGAGAGAAGGUUUCUGGGCCGAUUUCAUCGACCCUUCGUCAGGCCAGGCGUUCUUCGGCGUUUACACCAACAACACGCUGUUCGAGACAGACGACAGGUAUCGCCAGCUGGGCUUCCAGAUCGAGGACCUGGGCUGCUGCAAAGUGAUCCGGCACUCCCUGUGGGGGACGCACGUCUUCGUGGGGUCCAUCUUCACCAACGCUCCCGCCGACACUCGCAUCAUGAAGAAGCUGCAGGGCAGCUGAUCGGCCGGAGGCCGCUGCUGGACUGGAACCCCGACGGCCCGGACACUUUUAGACUCUUUACAUUCUCUCUCAAGCAGAGCCCGUUCACUCAGGCAGAGCACUUCACGCUGAUUCCUGGGUUUAAUUUCAUCAU
Salarias fasciatus (jewelled blenny) is the source of this 1271-nucleotide messenger RNA. It is a transcript of the gene mmadhcb, whose product is annotated as metabolism of cobalamin associated Db. Gene Ontology annotation, biological process: cobalamin metabolic process. NCBI's taxonomy places the organism in Eukaryota, Metazoa, Chordata, Actinopteri, Blenniiformes, Blenniidae. The coding region runs from base 227 to 1138 and encodes 303 amino acids. The transcript has 8 exons. Gene Ontology annotation, cellular component: mitochondrion. The record is from RefSeq and is a predicted model, not a curated record.